Pochonia chlamydosporia 170 is the source of this 474-nucleotide messenger RNA. RefSeq lists its product as hypothetical. NCBI's taxonomy places the organism in Eukaryota, Fungi, Ascomycota, Sordariomycetes, Hypocreales, Clavicipitaceae. The coding region runs from base 1 to 474 and encodes 157 amino acids. The record is from RefSeq and is a predicted model, not a curated record. The transcript has a single exon.
AUGGUGAAGUUGGAGGCUGGCCUGUGGGCUGAUCCAAGACCAGGACCAGGACGAGGGCAACACGUGUGCGACGUAGUCACUGCCCUGGUUGAAGCUCUGGGGCUGACUGUGGCACACCGCCCCUUUCUCCAACUGGACUUGGCUGGACGUCUGGUGUCUGGUGCUUAUGGAGAAUUAAUUCAUUGGGCAGGAGCGUUUUCAAAGUUUGGUGUUCUCAGCUCUUGCCUCCGCCGAGGUGAGCUUCGCAAGGCAGGCACAGUCCACCAAUUGUCCGCAGUCUGGUCUCGUCACCUCUUCAACCAACCACGGCGAAAUCUGUCAUAUUGGCGACGACUGUUCUCUCCACAUUACAGCCAUCUAUUCACCUCAGACGCACGCUACACGUUGCCUUUGGCUACAGAGUACACCAGACCAUGUUUUGGAACCAAAUUCUGGGCCAAUGCUGGCGUUCAGGCGUUCCUCCAUUGCUACUAG